Fonsecaea nubica is the source of this 828-nucleotide messenger RNA. RefSeq lists its product as hypothetical. Gene Ontology annotation, cellular component: nucleus. Lineage: Eukaryota; Fungi; Ascomycota; Eurotiomycetes; Chaetothyriales; Herpotrichiellaceae. The record is from RefSeq and is a predicted model, not a curated record. The coding region runs from base 1 to 828 and encodes 275 amino acids. The transcript has a single exon. Gene Ontology annotation, molecular function: cyclin-dependent protein serine/threonine kinase regulator activity. Gene Ontology annotation, biological process: regulation of transcription by RNA polymerase II.
AUGGCGCCGAUUCCUGCUCUGGAGCAUAUCUCCAAUCCUUUGAUCACUCCAGCGCAGCUGCUCAAGUUCAAAAAUGCCGAAGACGAUGAGAGCUCAACCUCAUGGUUUGCCCAGUUUCAACUGACAUCCGCUGCUGGUAUCCUCCUCCGCCUGACGCAGGAAGUCAUCGCACAUGGCACGGUGCUGCUACAGCGGUUCCUAGUCUCUUCCACCCCGAAUGACCGUCGCAGUUUCAGUUCCAGAGACUACUCUGCUGCUGCCAUCUACCUCGCUGCAAAAAUAUCUGCCACGCCGGUCUCACCUCGAUCAGUCAUUAACGUUUACGCAUACCUGACGUCCGAAGCCUCUCCACUGCGAUUUAUCAAUCCGGCUGGAUCCCCCACGGAUGUUGAACCUCGGAGUUAUUUUGUGUCCGAAGGGACGUAUGAAAGAGAGAGACAGCGGUUGUUUGUGUGCGAGAGCAUGAUACUGGUUGGCCUGGGGUUUGACACACGAGUCGCGUUGCCUUACAGUCUGGCCUUUACGUAUAUGCAGGCCUUGGGAGUGUCCACCACCGAGCUAUCCCAAAGAGUCUUGGAGCAUCUGAACGCAGGCCUCCUCUCUCCUCAGCUUCUUUACCUCACUCAUCAACCCAAUGCGCUCGCCGUGGGGGCAAUCUAUCUGGCAGCACGGGAGAUCGGGGUCAAACUCGUGGAGCAGAAUUGGUGGGAAGUGUUUGACGUCGACAGAGAGGACCUGGGCUUCCUGGUUUUGUCUUAUGGAAGCAUGGCCAAUUUCGCCCAAGCCGAGAUGGAGAAGUGGAAGAGCGAGCCCGUUCGACUGGACUGA